AUGGCUCUAUAUGAAGCUUUAUACGGGAAAAAGUGCAGAUCAUCGGUACAUUGGGAUGAGGUCGGUGAGAAAGUCCUGUUGGGACCAGAGUUGGUGCAGGAGACUAAUGGCGCCGUCCAAAGGAUUAGGGCAAGAAUGCAGACGGCUCAGAGCAGACAGAAGAGUUACGCUGAUGUUAGGCAAAAGGCGUUGGAGUUUAGCGUCGGCGACCACGUUUUUCUUCGUGUGGUACUAGUGAAGGGAGUCCUAUGUUUUGGUAAGAAGGGAAAACUUGGUCCGAGGUAUAUUGGUCCUUCUGAGAUCUUGAAGCGCAUUGACCCAGUCACUUAUAGGUUGGCCUUGCCCCCGUCGUUGGAUGCAGUGCAUAACGUGUUCCAUGUGUCCAUGCUGAGGAAGUAUGUCCAUGACCCUUCUCAUGUCUUGGAUUCCGAACCACUACAGUUAGAUGAAACCUUGUGCUAUAUAGAGGUACAUAUUGAGAUCUUAGCAAAAGAAACCAAGGUGCUGAGGAAUCGGGCGAUUGACUUGGUGAAGAUCCUGUGGAGGAACCACCAAGUGGAGGAAGCUACCUGGGAAAGGGAAGACGAGAUCAGAGCCCGCUAUCUUGAGUUGUUCGAUCAACGAACUUUCAAGGACGAAAGUUUUUUAAGAGGGGAAGUCUGUAACGCCCCGCGUUACUCAGGUGUUGGAUCAAUGCAAGAUUUAGAACUGUAG
This is a messenger RNA of Momordica charantia (bitter melon), 714 nucleotides long. The record is from RefSeq and is a predicted model, not a curated record. Lineage: Eukaryota; Viridiplantae; Streptophyta; Magnoliopsida; Cucurbitales; Cucurbitaceae.